GGGGCGAGGUGUUGGGACAGAGGCAGCGCUUUCAUUUUCUUCCUUGGUAUCAUGGCAGUGAGAGGGCAUGGAGAGAGGAGACUGGGCGAGCGUGGCGCAAGGCGGCACAGUAAAGACCUCUGUGACAACCUUCGAGGCAUCACCAAACCUGCCAUUCGCCGUUUGGCUCGACGAGGUGGGGUCAAGCGUAUUUCUGGCCCAACCUACCAGGAAGAGCGUGGGGUUUUGCAGGUUUUCCUUGAGAAUGUCAUCCGGGAUGCAAUGACCUACACAGAACAUGCGGAUCGCCAGACAGUGGCAGCUCUAGACGUGGUGCAUGCACUGAAACGCCAGGGGCGCGCCUUGUAUGGGUUCGGGGGUUGAAAGAUAAAUGUGAGAAGUGAUUAAAGUACAAUUUGGCAGAGCUACAGGAGAGCAACGUUAAAC
Molecule: messenger RNA, 426 nt
Organism: Leucoraja erinaceus (little skate)
Lineage: Eukaryota; Metazoa; Chordata; Chondrichthyes; Rajiformes; Rajidae
Product: histone H4-like
Exons: 1
Coding region: 52-363 (103 amino acids)
Biological process (GO): nucleosome assembly
Molecular function (GO): structural constituent of chromatin; DNA binding; protein heterodimerization activity
Source: RefSeq, a predicted model, not a curated record